Molecule: messenger RNA, 2592 nt
Organism: Labrus bergylta (ballan wrasse)
Lineage: Eukaryota; Metazoa; Chordata; Actinopteri; Labriformes; Labridae
Gene: calcoco1b
Product: calcium binding and coiled-coil domain 1b
Biological process (GO): positive regulation of transcription by RNA polymerase II
Molecular function (GO): transcription coactivator activity
Source: RefSeq, a predicted model, not a curated record
CACAGCUUCCUAUUACCAUGGAUAAACAAAGCACUGUGGUGUUUCGAAAUGUGGGGCAACUUUACUUCCCCGAAACCAGAGUGGAGUGUCACUAUAGCCUGACCUCUGAGCACAGGUGGAGCAGCAGCGACUGGAUUGGCAUUUUUGAGGUGGGCUGGUCUUCAGUGAAACAGUAUUACACCUACACAUGGGCUCUUGUUCCUGAAGGCUACACUGAGUGCACAGAUGUCAACUCCUGUGCACUUUUCCAUGCCUUCUACCUGCCCCAACCGAGUCCUGUGGAGUAUGAGUUUGUGUAUGUGGAUGAGAAAGGAGAGGUGUGUGCCCGCAGUCGGCCCUUCACUUUCUGUGCUCCAAAGCCACUGGAGGAGCUAGAGACUCUGAAAGAAGAGCGCGAGGAAGAGGAUGGAGAGGAGGAGCUGCUCCUAGUCAUCCCCAGGGCCCAGUUACUUCAGAGUCAGCUGGAGGAGUGCUUACAAAAACAAGUAGGUAUACAGCAUGCUCUGGACGAGGCCAAAAAGGAGAGAGAGCAGGAGAGAGAAAACAGCAAACUAGCAAAGAUGGAGUGGGAGCUUGAAAGGGAAGCUAUGAAGGGGGAGAUCACAGAGCUCAGAGACAACCUGAGACACAACAGUGACACACUGAAGAAGGUAGAGGGUAAACACAAGGACGUGAAAUACAGUCAGGAAAAUCUCACCUAUGUACUGAGUAAACUUAUGGCUGAGAAAGCUGAGAGUGAGCAGCGAGUCAGAGACCUGGAGGAGGACAUGAAGGUCCUGACUGACAGAGACAAAGAGGGAAACAUGGAACUGGAAAGACUCAAGGAAAGAGUGAAAAAAAUGUCCAGUCAAAUGACACAUGACGAGGAGAAGAGAAAGUCUCUGCAGGUGGAAAAUGAGGCAGCUCUGGUGGAGGUCCGAGGUCUGCAGGAGUGUCUGGAGGCUGCAGAGCAUGUAGCUGAGAGCCUGCGCAGGGAGUUGAGGGAGCUUGGCACCCAUCAGGGCCACACCAACACCGAGCUGCACCAAGCCCGGCUGCAGGUGGCCCAGCUCACCCUGCAGCUGUCUGAGGACAACCUGCUGCUCAGGGAGGAGCGCGCCAACUGGGCCCUAGAAAGAGAAGCCUACAAACAUGCAGCAGAGGCUGAUAUAAAGAAAUUACAAGAACUGAGCGGUGAGGUGCAGAGGAAGGAAGAGUGGCUACAGGAGGAAAGGAUAGAGAGGGAGAAACUUGAAGUAGAGCUCACGAGAGAGAGAGAUUGCAAUCGAGUGCAGCUGAGUGAUGCCAAGCAGGAGCUGCAGGAGCUGAAGGCCGGUGUGAGGAGAGCCCAGAGAGAGAGUGAGGAGCAGCAGCUGGACAAACAGGACCUGUUGAAUUACAUCCAUCAGCUGGAGCAGAAGUUGGAGAUUGUACCAGAAAAUAAAUCAAAUGUAGAAAUACCUGCAUGUAUCACUCCUGACUACUCCUCUGAGGACGACGGGGAAUUUUCCUCAGCUCCCCCUGGUUCAGUGUGUUCACCUCUUUUCCUGUCAGCUCACCUGGAACGACCUGACAGAGCUGAGACAAACACUCAGAGCAGAGAGGACACAGCAGCCUCUGACACUCAGGAUGUGAUGAAGAAGGAACGUGAUCCCCGAGCCGGUGAAGGGAGGCAGCUGAUUCUGCCUGAACUCAUCAGCCCCGUCCUGAGUCAACUCGCUCACGCCCCCAUGUGGUAACACAGAGAAGAAUGGAAGAUCAUUGUAAACUUAUGCAAAAGUUCAACUUAUUUUUGAUUAUUAUCAUUUAACUGUUUGUAGCUGUAUAUGUAGAAAAUAAGUUCCUGAACCUCUUACCUAAUGAUACCUGUAUUCAAAGAACACAUGGCACAAUUUGUAGGUCUUAAGUUUGUUUGAAUAGAUAGGUUAACAGUUUGAUUACUGCUGUAUGAGAAGACUUUUAACACUUGCCCGAGGAAACGGUUCAAUGUAUUCUAGACUCUUGAUUUUUAUCUCUACAUUUUGUAUCUUUUUCUGCAGUCUUGUCUUCAACUAUUUGAAGAAAAGUGUCAAAUGAUGCCGCAUAUAGCUUAAAAUGUAUUACAUUACAUCUUGUUUUUGAUCGCACAUCAUCUCAAAAACCUCUGCAUGUGAGUGUGAAUCAUGAAUCUGAGUGAAAAGCGUGGGUGUGUGUAACAGAUGAGUGUUAAAUGUUCUGCUGCUGCUUGUUGAGCACUGUGUCAGACUUGGAGAAUAUAAGAGUCUGUUUAUGUUAUUUUAGUGUAUUGACUGGAGACACUGGUCUCUUUAAUAAUAAACUGUGAUGAUAAAUGUGUGUUGACAUGUGAGAUGUUGAACAUAUGUAGGAUAUGUGCCACCUUUCAAUUAAGAAUUACUAUAAAUUUAAGUUGAAGAGGAUAUAUUAUACCCCUUUUCCCCUUUUCAUGGUGGUCUAAACAUGUGCUGUGCUUGGGUCAAAAUAUAACAUGAAUCGAGCACCAGAGGAGGUUUGUGACCCUGUAUAAACCAGCUUACAAAGUCUUACAAAGAAGUUGUGUUUUCAUGCUAAGAAUCAGUUUGUUAAGAGAUGGCAGAUAAAUCACAAGAGGACACC